AUGGCUCAGCCAGCUGUCAUCUCCACCAGAACUGUUGACUCAGGGCACAAACGGCCGAAGCUCACCAUGCCAAGCACCAUCAGUACACCAAUCCCGCAAGACAACGAGUCGCAGGUCGACUCUGCUGUCGAAUCUGUGACUUACUUCCCCUGCUCGGACGCCGAGCUAGAAGAAGAGGAGAAGCUCAUUCCUGAGAACCCCUUUGAUAGCGAGCGUAGUAGAAUCUUGUUCGACGCCAUUGAUCGACUACAAUCUUGCGGCGUCAGCCAGGAAGUGGCCAUUCCUCAGCUGGUCAUCGUUGGAGGUCAAUCUACUGGCAAGUCUUCGCUGUUACAAAGCCUGACCGAUAUCCCGUUCCCGGUCGGUACUGGCUGCUGUACUCGCUUUGCUACACGUAUCGUAUCUCGGAGGACCGUGCCAGGCAGUAGAAAUGCUGUCAAAAUCACAAUUGUGAAUCCUGAAGUGACUGACGUUUUCGACUAUCCACCCAACGACUCUUACAAAGACUAUCUUUAUGUGGAUGAUCAUUUAGGAGUCGAAGACUUCAAAGAAAUCAUGGAAGAGAUAUCGACAAAGUACAUGGGGAUCAGGAGAGGCCAGGGAGCUCACACGAAGAACUUCGCGACACAGGUUCUUCGUAUCGAGCUAUCAGGCCCGACCCGUUCACACUUCAGUAUUCUCGAUGUUCCCGGCAUUUUCUCUUAUGCACAUGACGUCAACGAGCAUGAGGAAGAAGGUGUCAGACUGAUGGUAGAGGAGUAUAUGAAGCAACCAGCCAAUAUUGUCAUGUAA
Messenger RNA from Colletotrichum spaethianum, 792 nucleotides. Its product is annotated as interferon-induced GTP-binding protein Mx1. The coding region runs from base 1 to 792 and encodes 263 amino acids. The record is from RefSeq and is a predicted model, not a curated record. Gene Ontology annotation, molecular function: microtubule binding; GTPase activity. The transcript is spliced from 3 exons. NCBI's taxonomy places the organism in Eukaryota, Fungi, Ascomycota, Sordariomycetes, Glomerellales, Glomerellaceae. Gene Ontology annotation, cellular component: microtubule; cytoplasm; membrane.